Messenger RNA from Thecamonas trahens ATCC 50062, 1073 nucleotides. RefSeq lists its product as uncharacterized. Lineage: Eukaryota; Apusomonadida; Apusomonadidae. Gene Ontology annotation, biological process: lipid storage. Bases 1 to 1050 code for a protein of 349 amino acids. The record is from RefSeq and is a predicted model, not a curated record. Gene Ontology annotation, molecular function: lipase activity. The transcript has a single exon. Gene Ontology annotation, cellular component: lipid droplet.
AUGGAAGUCAUCCGAGUGCGUGUUGGCGGAGUAGUUACCCAGGUACUGCAGCACCCGGAGGCGCGCGUCCUCCUUCCGCCCGACGCCGAAGCACCUGCUGAGCCUCCGUCGACGGUUCUCCUGCUCGUGCCGGGCAAUCCGGGCAUCGUCUCCUUCUACGAGCCGUUCCUCCUUGCGCUCUACGCGGCAUGGGGAGGCAAGGUCGCGGUCGCUGCUGUCUCCCAUGUCGGCCACAUUGCUGGUCUUCCCAACGAGGUCGAGGUGCCCUCGCUCGAUCUCCCGUUCGCUUCGCACAUCGCCGGAGAGCCACAGCUGGCGCCCACUCGGCUGUCUUGGGAUCUGGAGUCGCAGAUCGCGCACAAGUCGGCUAUCCUCCGUGCCAUUGCCGAGUCACCAGCAACGGCAGCUGCGCCCAAGUUUGUGCUUGCCGGCCACUCGAUCGGUGCCCACAUUGUGACGCAACUGAUGCUGCAGAGCGCGUCAGCAGCUGGCGCGGCAAGCGGCGAGGCGGCUGCACCGGGCGUUGACAUCAUCCGCGGCAUCAACCUCUUCCCCACGCUGCACUCGAUGAAGGAGCAUGCCGGAGUACUCAACUACGUGACGCUGCCCGGGCUGCGACAUGCUGCGGCCGCCGCUGUGGCGGUCAUGGGCGCGCUUCCCGGCCGGCUUGUCAAGCCGGUGAUGCGGAUGGCAUCGGAUGCAGCGGCCGACGACCGCACGGCCGACAUUGUGCUCUCCUCAUUCUCGUUCUCCACCGCGGCUGCCGUCCUCGGCAUGGCUCGGACCGAGUUUGUCACUGUCAACGCCGUGCCGGACCUCUCGCCCAUCAUCGACGACUUGGUCUUCUACUACGGAGUGGACGAUGGAUGGGCGCCGAUCAACCACGCGCACAUGACCCGUGAAGCAUACCCGGACCAUCCACAUGUGUACAUCGACGCCACUGGCGCGCCGCAUGCCUUUGUUGUCGACUCGUCCGAGGACGUUGCGGCCGAGCUUGUCCGCCUGCUCAAGGGGGAUCUCUUCCCAGCCGACCCGUCGCCAGCCUCGUAGACCGCGCUAAAGUGAUGAUACAG